GCGUGACGGGGUUGUACUCGUCUAACAAUAAAAGCGAUACCUCUAUUUAAGAUACACCUCAUUAUAUAAGAUAAAAAUUUUUUACGAUUUUUUCUACCCCCAAGGGUGCGAGGGAUCAGGAACUUUUUUUUAUUGGAAAAUUUUAGAGUGAAAAAAGAAUUCAUUAGAACAUCUUAUAGUUACUAGCUCUAUUUACUUGUAAAAGAAAAAUUCUUUUAAGUAUUUUGGCAUUGUAGUUGUUCAAUAUUUAUUGAUUAAAUUGUAUAAAUUUUUCAAUUUUUCUAUUGAUUUUUUAAUGCUGGGAUGAAAUGUCCCUUUUAUAUUUUUUGUUUUAUUUUUGUAAAUUUAAUUAUUUUUUAAAGAAAAAUAAAUAUGGAAUCAAUAAUUCCAACGCCAAGUAUUGACCAAGUUUUGCAGAGUCUUGCAAGUAAUGCUCUUUCAUCAACAUCAGCGCAAGAUUCGGAAGAGGAUCAACCAGGAGGAAGAUUAGAAAUUGUAAAUUUGGACAGUAGCGACGAUUCUGAAAGUGAAAAAGGAAAUGCUGCUGCCAAAAAUAAUAAAAUUGUUUUUAAUCAACUGUCAAGGCCAAAUAAACGUAAAUUACCUCUUGUCACAGACCAAGCAAGAUUAAAUGUUAUAAUGGAUAAAAAUCGUUCGGCUUAUUUGAGAGAAAAGUUUCAGCUGAAUCAAAAGAAUAAUUCAAGAACAAUUUAUCGAAUUAACCAUUCAAACAAUAGAAUUAUUCAAAAGCCAUAUCAACCACCAACUUCAAAUACCUCAACUUUUUCAUCAAACUAUGCGCCAAAAACAGUUUCUGAAAUGUUAAAUGAUUUGGUUAAUAUGUCUGUUGAUAAAACUUUGGAAAAUUCUGCUUCUUUACAAGAACAAUCUUCAAACAACAAUAAUAAUUUGCGUUUUGUGCCUGCAACACCUGAAGAAUCGUCAUUGCUUGUUGCUGCUCCUCCACAAUUGGAACCUCAAGAACACGUUAUUGAAUCUAGUAAAAAUAGUAAAGCAACAUCUUUAGAUGGAUCUAAUUUUGAACAAUCGACUUCGAAUUAUCAGCAAUCACAAGCGAAUUCCUCGGAUGAUGAUGAUAUUCAAGUUAUUAGUGAUAAUAACAAUAUUGUUGAUGAUUGUGAGAUGCAGGAAAAUUUACAAGACGAAUCUGAAAUCGUUGGUACUUCUAAUGAUGCUGUUGAAGAUGCUACACCUUUUUGUAAAAAUUGUGCUAGUGAAGUUCCUUUGAUUAUUAAGCGUUUGGAUCGUUUGGAUGGUAUGGUGGAUAAAAUGAUUAAAUUGGUUAAGAACUCACUUUCAAGCCCAGCAAAUCAUUGA
Molecule: messenger RNA, 1338 nt
Organism: Meloidogyne enterolobii
Lineage: Eukaryota; Metazoa; Nematoda; Chromadorea; Rhabditida; Meloidogynidae
Source: the annotation of a GenBank genome assembly